UCCGCCGAUACAGCGUUUCUUCAACGAGAAAACGAGCAGCUCCGGGCAGCUCUCAUCGAUGAGAGACAGCGCAAGGAGCGUAUCCAGCCUGGUACGCUCGAGCUGUCUGACGAUUAUCAUGGUGGAGCUACUUUCUGGUCUCCACGGAAGGUGCGAGAAGCUCGCCGCCAAUAUGAGCAGAAACAGCGCGAUCAUGAGGAGUUACAACGCCAAAAAGCUAUCGCGGUUAAAGCUAGAGAGGAGAGAAAGCUACUCAAAGCUCAAGAACUAGAUGCGCGACGGCGGGCGCGGGCACAGGCAAAACUAGAUCGUGAGAGGCAGAAAGCUGAAGCAGCUGCCCACCGGAUAGCCCGCCAAGCCGCCCACAAACGACUUCAGAAAGCUAUCAAAAUCUCACAAAGGGGAAAGAAGCCUACCUUCAAGCGCUCUACUGAACUAGCAUCAAAGAAUAUUAUCGUUGGCAGUAGUAGUGGUGGUGCGCAGCGAGCUAAUCGAUCAGCUGCACCACCAUCACCACGCUCGCGUUCAGGCCGCCCCAUCAAGCUGCCAAUCAAAUAUCAGUAGAUAGAUCAAAUAAACAAUACUACGAGAUUACUAUACUAGAGUUUCUCGCGAUAAUAGCUUUUAUGUAGAGCUCUACAGCUUCAAGUUUGUGAUAGUACUGUUGGGGAGAAAUCCGGCGUUGGCCCGUCCGCGGCGUUGGCCCGUCCGGCACCUCUACUC
Bipolaris sorokiniana ND90Pr is the source of this 723-nucleotide messenger RNA. RefSeq lists its product as uncharacterized. The record is from RefSeq and is a predicted model, not a curated record. The transcript has a single exon. The annotation marks the transcript as partial. NCBI's taxonomy places the organism in Eukaryota, Fungi, Ascomycota, Dothideomycetes, Pleosporales, Pleosporaceae.